Bubalus bubalis (water buffalo) is the source of this 1486-nucleotide messenger RNA. RefSeq names its product selenoprotein T (gene SELENOT). The record is from RefSeq and is a predicted model, not a curated record. Gene Ontology annotation, molecular function: thioredoxin-disulfide reductase (NADPH) activity. The transcript has 6 exons. Lineage: Eukaryota; Metazoa; Chordata; Mammalia; Artiodactyla; Bovidae. Gene Ontology annotation, cellular component: endoplasmic reticulum membrane. Gene Ontology annotation, biological process: cell redox homeostasis.
CUUUCCUCGUCGACCUUGGCGGAUCGCGUUUGCGCGGUGGGGAUCAGUUCCCAGCACCGGCUCGGCUUCGGGCUGCCUGCGGUCUCAGUGUGAGGGCGGUCGAAGUGGCUGGCUCGUUUAAGAUGAGGCUUCUGCUACUUCUGCUGGUGGCGGCGUCGGCCGUGGUCCGGAGCGAUGCCUCGGCCAACUUGGGCGGCGUGCCUGGCAAGAGAUUAAAGAUGCAGUACGCCACGGGGCCUCUGCUCAAGUUCCAGAUUUGUGUUUCCUGAGGUUACAGGCGGGUGUUUGAGGAGUACAUGCGGGUUAUUAGCCAGCGGUACCCUGACAUCCGCAUAGAAGGAGAGAAUUACCUCCCUCAACCAAUAUAUAGACACAUAGCAUCUUUCCUGUCAGUCUUCAAGCUAGUAUUAAUAGGCUUAAUAAUUGUUGGCAAGGAUCCUUUUGCUUUCUUUGGCAUGCAAGCUCCUAGCAUCUGGCAGUGGGGCCAAGAAAAUAAGGUCUAUGCAUGUAUGAUGGUAUUCUUCUUGAGCAACAUGAUUGAAAACCAGUGUAUGUCAACAGGUGCAUUUGAGAUAACUUUGAAUGAUGUACCUGUGUGGUCUAAGUUGGAAUCUGGUCACCUUCCAUCCAUGCAACAGCUGGUUCAAAUUCUUGACAAUGAAAUGAAGCUCAACGUGCAUAUGGAUUCAAUCCCACACCAUCGAUCAUAGCCCCAACUAUCAGCACUGAAAACUCUUUUACAUUAAGGGAUUUUUGCAAGAGCAGCGUGACUGACAUUAUGAAGGCCUGUACUGAAGACAGCAAGCUGUUAGUACAGACCAGAUGCUUUCUUGGCAGGCUCGUUGUACCUCUUGGAAAACCUCAAUGCAAGGCAGUUUUUCAGUGCUGGCACAUUUUGGAAUUCUGCACAUUCGUGGAGUGCAAUAAUACUGUAUAGCUUUUUUUCUUCCCCAGAUCCACUCAGUUAAUAGUUUUAAAAAAUGCAGACAUACUCCUUGUACUUUUUUUUUCUUGGUCAUAUUUUCAAAAGUAGAAAAUUGCGUUACAAUUUUAUUUUUUUUUCAAAGAUUUCUGUUAAAUCUGUUGUGAUUUUAUAUAAAUUUUCCUUUUUUAUAGUUUAAAAUUGAUCUUUUGGGGACUAGAGCUGAAGUUCCCAAAUACUUUAUAAGAGUUUAUCAGACAUCUCUAAUUUGGUCGUGUCCAAUUUAUAUAGUUUUCAAAAUACUGCAGAUUGUGAACAGCAUAUUAUAUAAGAUUAUGGGGGGGAAAUCCUAUAUCCAGAGUACUCUACCAAUUGUGUAUGUGUGUGUGUGUGUGUGCGUGUGUGAUUACCAGAGAACUACUAAAAGACCAACUGCUUUUUAAAUCCUGUUAUGUAGUUCAAGUGUUCUGCCUUGACCAAUUUAAUGAGUUGAUUAACUGGGCCUUUAUACUUAACUCAAUAAAAAACUAAACAGAUGUAAGUUAAAUAAAAAGUUCAAGUUCA